This is a messenger RNA of Camelus dromedarius (Arabian camel), 3622 nucleotides long. RefSeq names its product phospholipase A2 group XIIA (gene PLA2G12A). The record is from RefSeq and is a predicted model, not a curated record. Gene Ontology annotation, molecular function: calcium ion binding; A2-type glycerophospholipase activity. Gene Ontology annotation, cellular component: extracellular region. Bases 216 to 788 code for a protein of 190 amino acids. Gene Ontology annotation, biological process: lipid catabolic process; phospholipid metabolic process; arachidonate secretion. The transcript has 4 exons. Lineage: Eukaryota; Metazoa; Chordata; Mammalia; Artiodactyla; Camelidae.
GCAUCGCGGCGACUGCACAGUCGGCUCCCGGAGCUCACUGCAGGCGGCGAGGGCCCGCCUCCCAGCGGGGCAGGAGGCGUGGGCAUGGAACCGGCCGCCGCCUCCGAGUCCCGGGCCCGCGCCGCUGCCUAGGGCGUCCCGAGGGCUCCGUGGGGGUGCGGCCGUCACGCGGCUCCGGGGACCCGUGAGGCCCGGCGCGGCCGGGCGCUGCUCGGAUGGCCGCGCUCCCGCGGCCUGCGCUCACCCUCCUCCUCCUCCUCCUCCUGACCGCCGCUUUCACGUGCCAGGAGCAGGCCCAGACCACCGACUGGAGGGCCACCCUGAAGACCAUCCGGAACGGCGUCCACAAGAUAGACACGUACCUAAACGCCGCCUUGGACCUCCUGGGAGGCGAGGACGGGCUCUGCCAGCACAAGUGCAGUGACGGAUCUAAGCCUUUCCCACGUUACGGAUAUAAACCUUCCCCGCCAAAUGGAUGUGGCUCCCCACUAUUUGGUGUUCAUCUGAACAUUGGCAUCCCUUCCCUGACAAAGUGCUGCAACCAACACGACAGGUGCUAUGAGACCUGCGGCAAAAGCAAAAACGACUGUGAUGAGGAGUUCCAGUCUUGCCUCUCCAAGAUCUGCCGAGAUGUGCAGAAAACACUAGGACUAGCUCAGCAUGUUCAGGCGUGUGAAACCACAGUGGAGCUCUUGUUUGACAGUGUUAUACAUUUGGGCUGUAAGCCGUACCUGGACAGCCAACGAGCUGCAUGUAGGUGUCGCUACGAAGAAAAGACUGAUCUUUAAAGAAGAUGCUGACAGGUGGUGACAGCAGAUGAGGACAGAAGAACAUAACUUUUGACAAGAACUGUUUUUACAGCAUAAAGCUGCCUUAUUUUUGUGAAGGGAUUAUUUUAAGACCUUGACACUAAAGCUUCAAACUAAAGAAACAAAUGGAGGUUGUCUUCUUGGAUGUUGCUGCCUUGGUGUGCCAAAUUGUCUUUACCAAUCUGAGAAAAGGGUGCAUGUUAAGGGGAGAAUUUUUUAAAAGAAGGAGUCUGUAACUCAGUUUUCACAACUAUAUUUACCAAAAAAUAAGGUCAAAUGUAAAAUUUAUUAUAAGGUAUGUUCAACAUUAUCUUAUCUGGAAAUACGGGGAAAUCUUCACUUAUAAGUAUGUUUGUUUACUGUAAAAUUUAAAAUAUACGUUUGUUCCUGGAAGGAUGUGACUUUAUUUUUACUCUGUUUUAAUUAACACAUAAUAGACUUUUUCCAUAGCCCGUGAAUAAGUCACCCUUCUGUUAAUGACAGUAGUUACAAGGACAAGGUUUCCAUGUCUGUUUCUCUUUUAAAGUUGGAACCAUCUGCUGGGACCUCUUAGGAAGCAAAACUGGGAUAUCUAGGUAUUAAUGUAAUGUGCCUAGAAGGUGACAUGAGCAAAAUUCAGAAGCACAGCCAUUCCCAUUUUAUGAGCCACUCACGACAAAUUGCCUAAUUGGAGAAAAGAUGGGUUUAAUGAGACAAAUGAAAAGUUGUUUAACACACACAUCAGAGCAUUAUAUGCUGUUAUGCUUUGGUAUUUAUUCCCUAGUACUUGCUCUUUAUAGGGGAUUCUGGGAUAUUUUUAAGACUGUAGACCUUUUACUAGUAGUGGCCUUAAUAAAAAUUGUUCUUGAUAUUGUUGGGUUUUUAAAGUCUUUAACUGUGGAGUGAAAAGAGAUGGAAAAGCAAGAUACAAAACUCUUUUAUAGAGCUCUCAUUCACUUGAAAAUUAUUAACAGAUGUUUAAGGACAAAUUCUGGAACUUCCAGCUGCCUCUGAAAAUGUGAGUGUUGAAAGCUUUUCAGUCCCUUGGAAAGCUCAGCUGUGUUCCUCUGUCACUCUUUGCUUGCCACUGGCUUUCCCUACCCCAGGGUCCCAAGCCUUCACAUUUGCGUAACCUGCUGCCAAAGUUACUAAGAUGAAACUGCUUGGAAAGUCAGAGAAAGACAGCACCAGGAGAAGUGGUUCUUUUUAAAUCAUUACGGGCAGAACUGGGAGAACGAGAAAUAUUUUCUGGGAAAAGGGCCACUUUGAAAAUAUGUCAUUGCUGAGAACCCGAUAGCUUCGUAAAUGGAGAUGGUGGCUGCUGUCCUGGUAAUAGAUGUGUCCUCUGUUAGACAAAGCAACAUAUCCCUCAUAGCUAAGUGAGCAAACUGGGCUCCAGCUGAAAUACUUGAUCAGGUAACUUGAAACUUAUAAUAGAUUCAUGGAUUUUCUUGGCAGCGUUGGCUUUCUCAAGAAGACAAAGUCAGAAUGUCUUUAUAAAAUAUCUAAUUGACGGUCAUACAUUAUGUACAAUUAUCAGUAAAAGCUGUUUUUUUUUUUAAUGUUCCGAUUUUAAAAAACUUAUCUAGGAAUAAUUUUAGAUUUAUAGAAAAGUUGCAAAAAUAGUAUAGAGGCUUCUUGUAUACUCCUUACCCCUAAUGUUAGCAUUUUACAUGGCCAUGAAACAUUUGUUAAGGCACCAACAUUAGUAAUUACUAUUAACGGAACUCCGGACUUUAUUUGGAUUGCACUGCUUUUCCCACUAAUGGCAUUUUUCUUUUCCAGGAUCCACUCCAGGAUUCCACACUGUAGUUAUUGUAGGCCUCUGGUCUGUGGCAAUUCCUCCGUCUUCACUUGUUUUUCAUAACCUUGACAGGUCUGAGGAGUACUGGUCAGGUGUUUUCCUAGAAUGACCCUCACUUUGGGUUAGUCUGAUGUUUUCCUCAUUUUUGGACUAGAGUUGUGGAUUUUUAGGAAGAAAACCACGUAAGUAAAGAGUUCUUCUCAUCAAAUCAUAUCAGUAGUUGAAUGCUGUCAACUUGAUGUUGUGUUAACUCUGGACACUUGGGUAAGGUAGUGUCUUAGUUUUCUCCACUGUGAAGUUACCAUUUUUCCCUUUCUGUGCUCCUGUUCCUUGGAAGCUAGUCACCAAGUCCUGUCUCUGGGAAGUGAGGGGUGGGCAAGAUUAUGUUGUACCUCCUGGAAGGGGGAGUAUGUCUAAAUGUAGUACUUGAAAUUCUUGUCUCCCCCAUUUAUUAUUCAAUUAUUUGUAUCAGUAUGGACCAAUGUAUAUUUUAUACUGUGGGUAAUAUUCACACAUUUCAGCUUGGCUGUUGGGAGUUACGUCAGGUUUUGCUCCUUUGUCUCUUUGACCCACACCAUCCUUUUGACAUUUGAGCACCUCUAUACUUUCUGAGAAGAAAGCAGGAAAAUUGCUUCAGGCUCACCUUGUAUUUUCCCAGUAGCAGCUCUAGAAUCAGCCUCUUCUCAAAGGUUCCUUUUGUUGUAGAAUGGUUUGUAAUGGAACUUGGGAGCUAAGAUCUGGACAUUGCAUAUGCCUGUUGCUACUUUGAUGUCACUGCUUCUAGACCCUCCCAGCAAACAAAGCUAGGAAAUAUCUGUCUAUUAACACAUGUACAUAUCUGUAAUUUUUCUGUGUGUGUAUAUAUAUAUUAAGCUGAAUGAGUUCAUACUGUCUUUACUUGAAUUAUAUAUAACAAGGCAUAUACUUUUCAUUUAAAGAUGUGUAUACUAUAAUGUAUAUACUAUACAUUUAAGGAUGGUGUUUUCCCUAUCCGCAGAAUACAUUAAUAAAAAGCAAAAACAAAACAAAA